Messenger RNA from Penicillium alfredii, 969 nucleotides. RefSeq lists its product as uncharacterized. The transcript has a single exon. Lineage: Eukaryota; Fungi; Ascomycota; Eurotiomycetes; Eurotiales; Aspergillaceae. The record is from RefSeq and is a predicted model, not a curated record. The coding region runs from base 1 to 969 and encodes 322 amino acids.
AUGUCCAUCCUCGGUCGACCAGUCCCCCCACCACUGUGGUCAUCCUUCCCCAGCAGUCGGCUCAGCGGACACCAGCACCGCGAGUCCGCGCUUGCCAUCACGCCCGACGCAAGCAUCAUGGGAAACGAACAAUCCCGAAUAUGCCGACACAGCAGCCUCCUGUCGCGGUUCCGACCAGGGUCCAAGCGAGCCCGGUGGCAGCCACCGGCCUACGAAUCGCGGGACUGGAAAGUGCCACAGACAACCAAGACCUCAAUGGGCGACAGCGACUCGCGCUAUGCCUUCCUGCGCGACUUCGACACAAUCUUCCUGGUCGACGACAGCUCGAGCAUGAGCGGGCCGCGCUGGCACGAAGCUGAGGAAGCCAUCUCGGCCAUCACGCCCAUCUGCACGCAGUACGACGCCGACGGCAUCGAUCUCUACUUCCUCAACCACCGCCGCGCCUCGCACUCCGACCCCACCGGCGCCUACCGCAACAUCACCACCGCCGACGACGUCCAGGAGAUCUUCAGCGGCGUGCGUCCGCGCGGGGCUACGCCUGUCGGCAAGCGCCUGCUCGAGAUCCUGGCGCCGUACCUGCGCCAGCUGGAGCGCGUACAGGCCGGUGACGAGUUGGCUGGAGCUGUUAAGCCUGUCAAUAUUAUUGCUAUCACCGACGGCGAGUUCACGGACGAUGCUGAGAGUGUGAUUGUCCAGGUGGCUCGCACGCUCGAUCACCCGCGCUGUAAUGCGCUGCCCUGGCAGGUUGGUAUUCAGUUCUUUCAGAUCGGGGCCGAUGAGCAUGUUCGUCGCUACCUCGAGGAGCUGGAUGAUGAUCUCGGGACCCGCUGUCGCGAUGAGCGCCUGCGUGAUAUCGUCGAUACUGUGCCCUGGAAGGGACGCCGUGGCCAGGUGCUUGAUGCUGAUGGCAUUCUCAAGUGUGUGUUGGGUGCAGUCAAUAAGAAACUUGAUCGGCGGCAGGUAUCUUGA